GCCUUCAGUCGCUCCGCAGCUGCCGCGCGCGUCCGUCGCAUACUCCAUGCGACUCCGUUGUCCCUCUACCGUAAUAUGGAUAUACAGCACACCCGCGCUCUUAUCAUCAUCAAGUUCUCAUAUUUGUGGUUUCGCGAAGUAUUCGACAAAUAUAAAUGGAUUAUAUUGUAAAGUGCCACAGACGAUUAGUACUAUAAGAUAAUUUACACCUCUACGGUCCCGUUGUUACUAAAACUGUAGACAUAAGAUGGAACGUAACAAAUCGAAAAUGUAUCGAUGGUGUGUGCUUCCUAAAACAGUGAUGUAAUAUAUUUCUAGUGUUAGUGCCCAAAGUCUGAUCUUUAGACUGCGUUAAGUUAUUUAUUAUAGAUAGUUUUAUAUAGUGUGGAUUAUGCUGAUCAAUACUUAUUUGGACACGGAGGAUUUCGUGUAUUUACAUUACCCGGAGGAUGAACCGCCGCAGACCCAAGGGUGUGGUGCUGGCGCUCGAAUGGCGUCCAAGUAUCCACCAAGACCACCGUCGCCGGAGUAUUCUCAGCAGGUGACGGCAUCUACAUCAAGCGAGAUGGGUGAUCGGGGCCGCUACCGCGCACCGCCGCAACCCGAACCCCCGCCGCACAGGGUGCGCGCCGCCGACUUGUUCCCCAAGGGCCGUAUGCAUUGCGACGAGCCCGGACUGGAGAUCAGCUUCACGCCCAUUUGUGGGGAGUUCGUUAAGUUGAUCGGGCGCACAGUAGAUGGCGGUACCAUAGCAAUCUCAAACUACCGACUGCACAUCCAGCCGCGUCGCAGUAACGGACCUGGCGCGUCGGUGCCACUCCGGCUCAUAGAUGCAAUGGAGAUCCGGGACCUGGUGCACUUGAUCGUGCUCUGCAAACACGGAAGGCAGCUCAAAUGUUCGUUCGCCAACAACGAUCAAUGCGUAGAGUGGUGGCGGAGGCUCGUCUCGGCUACAGCUCCCAUGAACAAUGUUAUGGAGACUUUCGCCGCAGCCUACGCCGCAUGGGCUAAGGAACAACCUCCAAUGUCCGUCCACAGGGCGCUGAUGAAGGCGACACAUUCCCAACAGAAGAACUGGUUCAUACCAGAGUUGCAGCGCCUAGGAUUCACAGCCAAGAAUGCGUGGAGGGUGACUAAGGCCAAUGCGGACUACUCGCUGUGCAAUUCGUAUCCACCUCAGUUGAUCGUGCCUUCGAAUAUUGGCGAUGAGGACCUUGAAUCAGUUGCACGGUUUCGUGCAUUAAGACGGAUACCGUCUGUAGUGUGGCGUCAUAGGGGCAAUGGCGCCGUAAUCGCCAGGUCUUCUCAACCCGAGGUCGGUUGGUUGGGAUGGUACCGCUCGAGCGAGGACGAACGACUACUGGCGGGAUUCGUCAGCGCGUGCAUGGCGGACAGGGGGCAGAUGCCCCCAGCCACCAAUAACAAGCAAACAAAGCUUCUCAUCGUGGACGCUCGAUCGUACACUUCGGCCGUGACGAAUCGCGCACGAGGCGGGGGCUGCGAAUGUUCCCAGUAUUACCCGGCGUCAGACAUACAAUUCAUGUCAAUGCCUAAUAUACACAACGUGAGAAGAAGCUUCUUCCAAAUGCGACAGUUAGCGGCGGAACCGAGCGACCAGCCUAAUUGGCACAGCAAGUUAGAAAGUACUCUCUGGCUUCAAUACAUCAGCGGCAUUCUCCGUGCGGGUGUGUUGGUCGCCAGGGCGGUGGCGGGCGGUCGUCCGGCCCUCGUCCACUGCUCCGACGGCUGGGACAGAACCCCGCAGAUAGUGGCCACUGCCCAGCUGAUACUGGACCCUCACUAUAGGACUAUUGAGGGAUUCCGCGUUCUGAUCGAACGCGAGUGGAUAGACUACGGUCACAAGUUCGCCGACCGAUGCGGCCACCAGUUCGGUUCCGACGACCCCAACGAGCGGUCGCCCAUCUUCUUGCAGUGGCUCGAUGUCGUUCACCAGUUGAUGCUGCAGUAUCCGUGCAGUUUCGAGUACAAUGAGGCUUAUUUGAUAAAACUAGCGACACACGUGCAUUCGUGCAUGUUCGGCACAUUCCUAUGCAACUCCAACUACGACCGGACCGAAUUGCGGGUGCCCGAGACCACGGCUCAAGUCUGGCAUUUAUUGCGCGCCCCGGCUUACAAGAACCAUCUGUAUUCUCCACACCAUGUGGAACAGGUAAUAUGGCCAGAAUACAGCGUGCGAUCCCUCCAAUUGUGGACCGCUAUGUACAUCGGGGAGUUCGGAGAAAGAGAGGAGCCGUUGGACGAACAAACCGACACUCCACAACACGUACCACCGCAACCUCAUAAUGUGAUGAUGACCAAAACUCGUUCGUGUGACAAUCUGUUGGGUGAAGAAAAGAGGACAACACAGAGACGCUCUAGUGAUCCGAGUAUUGCGCCCGAUGUCAUGAAACUGUCGAUGGUCGUGUCGGAGUCUGAUCGCCGGCCAUGUCGCGCGCUGACCGACAGCUGCGUGGAUUCGUUGCCCACGCUCAGCGCCCACGACGACGACGGCAGGCAGGCGGGCUCCCACACCGACGACCGGGUCGAUGGCCUCCACCCAGACCAUUUUGAGGGCAUGAGGCCACGUGACAUCGCCAGUAACUCUUCAUCACUAGAACGCGAACUUGCCGGUCCGCUGCCACUCAACGAGGUUCCUUGCGGUUCUCUAGUACCACUAGACAUGGGCGAGAGUGUGGACAGAGUGCCCAGUACCUCGGAAGUUGGUACCCCGGAAGAACCACCAGUUUUUAUGGGGGAUAACUACACUGAUGUACUCGGGAUGGCAGAGAUGACCCGAGAAAUGACCCGCACUCGCAACAUCAGCAUCACAUGGCGUUCCGUGUCUGAAUCGAGCAACCAAUCAUCGACGGGCUUCGACAUCGCCGAAGCCAGAGAUACGCGGGAUCCGUCAUCACGCCCCUCCCCCGAAACUCACACCACCGAAGACGUGGCCAAUCACAACUUGAUAGAGUUGACCAAUCACAACAGGGAGAAUGGCGUCAACGGUUUAAGCGAGGAGGGGAAGUUCUUAGAAGUCGAUUUGAAUGGGGGCGCCACGUCCAGCAGCAUCAGCUCUGAGAGCGAGGGGGAGGCCGCCGGGGUGGCCGCUCCCAGGAGGAACGGUUCCAGGGCCAGGGUCGCCAGCCAGCUGACUCUGUGCCCCACCUCGCCCAGGAGGCUGGCGUGCUGCCAUUGCAGCAGGCGAGCCAGCACCACCAGUGGUGUAGAAACCUCAGGUGAAUCGGUGGUCAGCGGCGAAGGUUGUUGGUGUGGGGUUUGCGGUGGUAACGUGGACAGCUCCACGACCGGGGCACGCUGCGUUUGCGGUGCCGCCGGGGCUCUGCCUGACCCGUUAGAUGGGUUACCGCCAGCCACAGACCCGUUACAAGCGAGGCUUCACCAGAUCAUAUUGUAUCAGAAGAAAGUGGUCGAAGAGCUAAGCGGGCAAUUGCGUUCGGUCCGCGAGGCGCUUCGCCUGGCCUCGCCGCCGGCCAGGCAGGACGCGGCCGCUUCGCCCACGCAGCCAAGCAGCGGCAGCGCCAGCGCCAGCGUAAGCGUGCGUGGCAGCGCCAGCGGCAGCGGCAGCAGCAGCAGCGGGUCCGCCUCCGAGGUGGAGGUGGGCGAGGAGGCGCGGGGGGUGGUGUGGCUGCCGGACAGCGCCGCGCCCAGGUGCCAGUACUGCAGCAACCAUUUCUGGCUCGCCCGCCGGAGACACCAUUGUAGACGUUGCGGCGGCAUAUUCUGCGGCUCGUGCUCCGAAAUGAGUUCGUGGGGCGACUGCGGCGCAGUGCGCAUGUGCAGGCGGUGCCGGGCGCAGCGGUGACGCGAGUCCGCCGUCGUCGCCGCGCACGUCACCUCGCUGCUGAAGCACACGCUACACUGACGCCGCUCCCCGCCCCCCACCACCACCACUUCUGCCGCCCUGGUACUCGUAAACGAAUGUGGGGCUUCCAUGGCGGUGGUUGGAAAUAACGCCGUCGAUCUGCUCGCCACUUCUGCUACCCUGGUAUCUCUGUGCUCUCCGGAAUAGCGCCCUGCAGUGCAGUGCAUAUUUGAGUGGAUAGUCACAUCACCAUAUAAACUUCUCGCCACUUCUGCAAUCUUGGUAUCUUCAUGCUCUCCAGAUAAAGCGUUCUGCAAUAAGUGUAUGGCUUGGGUAGUUCCAUCACAAAGACCGCGUUGUCUACUCGCCAUUUUCGCCCUGUUUCCUUUGUGCACAUUGAAGAUCAUAAAGGCCAAAGAUUUGCCCACCACUUUUACAAACUUGGUAUUUGGUGGAUUCUGCUGCUCUCCAGAUAAAACAAAUCCAAUACAGUGCGCACUGAACGAGGCUGGUUUUCAGCAAUCCUAUCGCCUAGUUACUAUUGCAGUCAUGGGAGCCGGCAUAUCUGGAUGAAAUUGUGAAUUCAUACCGUGACCUUCUAGCAAUCACUGCUGUAUAUUCCUGCAAAUUAGUAACUAGCGCAGAACCUUCUGAAUUGAACUGUGAAUCACUACCGAAGCCGCUGAUCUGCUCGCUUACUGCUGCCCAGGCAUUCAUGACAUCUUCAAUUACGACUACCACCAUAUCUGCUGCCUUUGGUUCAAAGAUUUUGAACUAAUGUGGAAACCUUACUAGCUACCUCUAGAACCUGGCUUGUUUCCACGCCAACCUGUGAAUAAUACGAUAAUUACGAAGUUGAUCUCCUUAUUAAUGUUGCUAUCCUAGUGCAUGUGCUGAGCAGCUAGACAGUAGAAAAUGAUUCAAUCGUCCAUCUUGGUACCAAAAUGUGAUAACGAAUGUUAUAAGAUUUUAAUGCCGAUCAACCAUUCUGCGUUUGGUUUUAAAAUAUGUGCUUUGGAUAUGUAACGGAAUCUUGUUAUCUUUUUGCUAUAUGUGAAUGGAUGAAGGUUACUGAAAGCGAUCCUAAAGUCAUGGUCUUUGAUACAUAGUUGACGCGUUAUAGGUUCUCAUUCCAAAAAAUAUAUUACUCAUUCCAUUUGCUCAUAGUUGACAACUUUUAAACUUCACAAUAUUAUAUCGUUACAUUCACGAGUCAACAAAAAGCUGUUAAAAAGUGUUUACGACGACGACUAAAAAAACAAUUGAUCAAUAAAUUAUAUGACCAUGAUGCUAGGACUGUUUAGACCUAAAUAUUCGCUGAUUGUAUGAAUAAAACAGUUACAUGUAACGCCACAAUUAAAUGAUGUCUAAACAGUUUUUAAGUUUUGCUCUGUUACUAGUCACACCGUUGCGAUAUCAUGAGAUCAUUUCAAUAUGUAUGUACAAUAUAAUUUCAUUGUAUGGUGAAUGUAAAUUUUUUAACCCGAUAAUUUAAUAAUCAGGGCAUUUUGACAUGAUGAAUUAAUUUAUUUAACUUUAGUGCAAAUGAGAAAUAGCCGUUUGGAAGUUUCACUAUUAAAUGUCAGCAUUUGAAAUUGUCGUUCGGAGAAUUAAUACAUAGAAUCUAGUCUUUCGCGAGUGAAUGGCAAGGUUUGACCGCUACGCGGGUGUAUAGCUAGGAAAAUGUUAUAGUGAAUGAUACGCGAAGGCUGAUUUUUCUACGAUAGUAUAUACGUUUUUGUUUUAUUAAUGUAUAAUGUUUGAAUCGCGUGUGGUACGUGAACCAUUUUCAUGAUAAAUGACAAGGAGUUAGUCCGAACCGAAGACAAGUAAGAAACUUUUUGUUAAGAUGCUGUUUAUUUUAUUUUUUUCCUAUUUUAUUUUGUAAAAUAGUGUUUCAAUUGUGUUCUAUAAUUUUGUACAGUAAGUUUUGUUUCACAUUGUCAGACGUCCCUAUUAAGUUUGUUGACAAGUAAGGCAGAUUUACUGAUAAUGAUUAUGAUGAAGACUUAUGUUCAGUCAAUACUUAAUAGGGACUGUCACGUAUACUUUUUGUACCUAUAUUCGACAUGACGUAGGCAUAUUCCGUAGCGCAAUUAAUGUAUAAAAUACAUUUUGUACAUGCGCUACAUUUAUAUCGUUGGUACUGAUGUUGAUUAUAUAAAAUUGUCAUAAUGUGAUUUUUUUAAUUUGGUUAUUUUGACAUUAUUUGGAUUUGUUUGGUCAUAUUGGACAGUAAUCCCCGGCAAGCGCCGUAUAUACGUAUUUUAUUUGUGAUAUACUUUAUUAUACUAAGAGUCUAACAAGCUGUUAUUUGAAGUAUAUGUCACUGGCGAAACUUUAAACCUCUCGCGGUGUGUUCUCGUUAUUUUAUGGUUGACUACUGUUUUUAUUGCGGUUGUCCUUUUGAGUUAUAUAAAAAAAUAUUUGUCUACAAUUAUAUUUGGAGAGUAUUCAGUGGGUUAUUUUUAUGUGUGAAUAAUUACAUUAAUAGACACUGUCCUUUGUCAAAAGUAUCAGAAGCUUUUAACAAACGUGCGGUGUCUCAUCUCAAUGAUUAUUAAAAAAAUAUUACACAGUUCUACUACUACAAGAUAUUUUUUAUUAUGUAUUCUGCCUGUUCCAUAUCAUAAUAUUAUUCUACAAUUGUUUAAAAUUUACGACCUCUAAUGCAGUAGUCAACAGCUUAAUGUAAAAUGAUUUGGUAUAACUGAGGGGAUUGUUGUUAACUUGAUAUAUUUUAUAUUGCAUCGAAGCCGAAAUAAGUUCCACUGUCGAAGUGUAAGGUCGUUUGUGACCAAGAUUAUUGACAUGUGAAAUAAAGCAUAUUUAGUUUUAUGAA
This is a messenger RNA of Amyelois transitella, 6665 nucleotides long. Its product is annotated as myotubularin-related protein 4. The record is from RefSeq and is a predicted model, not a curated record. NCBI's taxonomy places the organism in Eukaryota, Metazoa, Arthropoda, Insecta, Lepidoptera, Pyralidae. Gene Ontology annotation, molecular function: phosphatidylinositol-3,5-bisphosphate 3-phosphatase activity; protein phosphatase binding; metal ion binding. The coding region runs from base 392 to 3823 and encodes 1143 amino acids. Gene Ontology annotation, biological process: dephosphorylation; regulation of autophagy. The transcript has 21 exons.